AUGCCAAAAGCAACUGUACUUAUUCAAGGUGCAUCGAGUGGUAUUGGAUUAGAAUUUGUUCGACAAUUAUUAAAACGUCAAGCACCUACUCAUGUUAUAGCAACAUGUCAAACAACGAACGAUGAUCGUUUAUCUAAUUUACAAAAAGAAUAUUUAAAAAGUUCUAUUCAUCGUUUAGAUGUUCUUGAAUUAGAUGUUCGACAUCAAGAUCAAUUCGAUUCAUUUGGAUUGCAAGUUGAACAAUGUUUAAAUGACUUAAAACGUGAACGAGGACUUGAUAUGCUUAUUAAUUGUGCACAUAUAUGGCAUCCAUCAAAUCGAGUUGAAACUUCAUUAAAUGAUGUUCUUAGUAUUGAUUUAAAUGAUGUUUAUCAAGUAAAUGUUGUUGGUCCAUUAUUAGUUACAAAAAUUUUACUUAAUGUUUUAAAACGAGGUCGUUCAUCAUUCGGAUCACCAUCAUCAAAUGCUCCUUAUUCAUCAUUAAUUGUUAAUAUAUCAGCUGAACUUGCAUCAAUUAAUAAUAAUAAUGUUGGUGGUUGGUAUGCUUAUCGUCUAUCAAAAUGUGCAUUAAAUAUGGCAACAAAAAAUUUAGCUUUAGAAUUUGGACGACAACCAACAGAUGAUAAUUCAAUUUGUGGUUUAAAAAAAGAUGAUAAACCAUUAUUAUUUGUUGCAAUGUCACCUGGUAUUGUUAAUACACAAAUGAUACAUGAAUAUAAAAAAUUAUUUCCAAAAGAUGCACAUUUCUUAACAAAAACUGAAUCUGUUCAACGUAUGUUAUCUGCUAUUGAUAAAUUAUCAUUAAAAGAUAAUGGAAAAUUCUUAGAUUUUAAUGGUAAACCAAUUCCAUAUUGA
Messenger RNA from Rotaria sordida, 855 nucleotides. The record is from the annotation of a GenBank genome assembly. Lineage: Eukaryota; Metazoa; Rotifera; Eurotatoria; Philodinida; Philodinidae.